Molecule: messenger RNA, 2010 nt
Organism: Neoarthrinium moseri
Lineage: Eukaryota; Fungi; Ascomycota; Sordariomycetes; Amphisphaeriales; Apiosporaceae
Exons: 3
Coding region: 1-2010 (669 amino acids)
Source: RefSeq, a predicted model, not a curated record
AUGCGUGCUACCCUUUUGUGGCUAUAUGGCAGCGGCCAAUUUUUUAAUACGCUCGCACGAUCCAUCGCUAAAGAUUCGUUCGUCGUGCGACGGCAGAAUACCGACGCACAAGUUCUCGCCAGCAAUGAGAAGACGGGCGCAUGCAUGUAUUAUUUCGGCCAGGGCUCCGCACGACCUAACUGGGACAAAGGCGGUAAAUCCUGUAUCAAAUACUGUGCUGAUCAUGGGGGUAGUGGUUUCUCUAUGUGCGAUUAUAGUCCAUAUAAUGAUGUUGAUUUCACCAAGCAACCACUUACCGUAGCCACCCUCAAAGAUGAGGAAGGAUAUAUCUACGUCCCUUGUAAAUGCAAAUGCAACGAUCCGACCAUCGAAGGCCUUACCGAGAACAUUUUCGAUAUUGUAGCUGAGGGGCUCUCUAAACUCGAUAACAUCCUUUGCGCGGCCAUGCUCUCCGCGCUGCAGGCGAUCGUCGAAGUUGGGAUUUUCGCGAUUCCCGGGGGUGCGGAACUCCAAGGAGCGCGCGCUCUCGUGCAAGGGGCCAAGACCUUUACGGAGAAUGGCCUGGAAGCGUCGUCCUUCUUUGGAAACUGGAUCGGUGACGCCUGUGGUGUGCCUGACUACAGCUUUGACCUCAUGACCAUGUUCACAACCUUGGUCGCCAGUCCCGACUCCAUUGGGACGAGCGUGGGCUGCAAGAUCCCUAAGGGCAAAGGAACAUGCAAGCCACCCCCCAAGGUGCCAGAUAAACCGAAGCCUACUCUGACGAAGCCGGCUGUGACGAAGCCAACGGUGACGAAGCCGACGGUGACCCAGGCAACUACUCAACAAACCACUGCCAAGACGACGACAGCAACUACCACUUAUUCAACGGCAGCCUGCAAACGUGCGGUUGGGGACGUCAUGCAGAAAGACAAGGGCAAAAACUACAACGUGUUCGUCUCGACCGAGUGUAACCAGCAGGGUUCCACCGUCACCCAUGAGUUCAAGAUCACAUCGCUCAGCUAUAGCGCCAACGCCAAACCCACACUGAUCAAGGCCACUUGCAAGAAGGAGUGGUCCCAGGCUUGCUACCACUACAGCUCGGCCAUCAGCGUCCAACCGGCAUGGAAGACUCUGACCUGCCCUCCGGAGGCUGCCGUGACCGAGAAACCUCGCUUCCAUUCCCCUGCCGUGGGCAAGUGGAAAGCGCGGCAUCCCAAGAAGAACAAGAAGGUAGACCUCGGAUGGUGGGAUAAGACGGGUGCGGCCGGAAGCAAGCUUAUCGAGUACCAACAAGAAUGCCAAGUCGACGAGUUCCCGCCCAUGUAUCUGCUCAGCAAGACUGAUACCGCUAUCAAGCAGGGUGGCAGCGAUAACACGGGCCAGCUGGUGCGUCUGCUUCCAGACAAGGAGAAUGGGAACGCCGCCAACGGGAUGUGGGCGGGCAUAUGCUUCAGAACACCCAUGCUGGACUCCAUGACAGCCAAGGAGGUUGUCGCUAGAGCCAAGGACGCGAAAAAGAACUUUGGCUACAAGAAGAAUUUUGUAAAUCCAACAUCAACUGAGUACACGGUGGGGAUCACCGUCGAUGUGAGACCCGAGUUCACCAUUGCCAAAUGGGAGCACGAGACCACUCCUCCCAAGUCCAAGGAUGACGGGCUGAGUGAGAACCCUUGCUGGCCCAAGGUCAGAGCAAAGGAUGACCCUGGAUAUACCGUCCAACACUUUGCCCAGCAUUACAUCAAGAACCCCUCGCUGUUAACCAAGUACGACUACAAGAAGGCGUGGGUCAAGGGCACCAACGGAUCCAAGCGAGCUCUGCUUUGGUCGGACGAGAAUGGAGGUCCCGAAAUGAGCGUUGUGGGGGAUAAUGACGACCUGGAAUACCUGAACGGUACCCUGACGGACUCCGACCAGUCCAAGAGAGAUAUUUCUUGGUCGGACCCGGACGAAGAUUAUGAUGCGGAAUUUCCUGGGGAUGAUGAUCUGAACAACUUUAACGCUGCCACAUUGGGCUACGAUCCAUUUUGA